This is a messenger RNA of Myxocyprinus asiaticus (Chinese sucker), 4225 nucleotides long. RefSeq names its product RING finger protein 24-like. Gene Ontology annotation, cellular component: endomembrane system. The record is from RefSeq and is a predicted model, not a curated record. The transcript has 7 exons. The coding region runs from base 399 to 872 and encodes 157 amino acids. Lineage: Eukaryota; Metazoa; Chordata; Actinopteri; Cypriniformes; Catostomidae. Gene Ontology annotation, molecular function: ubiquitin protein ligase activity; zinc ion binding.
GAGCUACGUGCAGAGUUCACAUCCACCACCAAAAAUCUCAAUCGACCACCCCGUGCAGACGUAUACCAGGAGCUCAGACACCUCGAAACUACAGUCUCAAGCCAUUUGAAGAGUGAAGGCAGUGAAUUUACUUUCAGUUAUACGAGCAUCCAUGUAUUUACAGUCUGCAAUGCGCGUGUUUAUAUGAUCGCAAGAUUGGUUAAAUAACGCGCGCGGGUUUAUGCAGAUCAUUGAGGAAGUGAUUGAUUUAUUUGCCGUCGGUUGUGAGUAGAAACGGUAUCAUAUUGCAGAGACGCUGAAUUUGAGCUCUUUUCAUCAGUUUUGGAAAGAGAAGAAGGGAGGAGUGGCAGAGAACCCGCUGCCUCCUGAAUUCUGAAUCCUGCCUAAAAUCCACAGAGAUGAUAUAUCUGCCAGUGUUAUCCAUGACCUCAGAUUUACAGCAUUACAGUUUCAGGAUGCCGAAUAUAGGGUUCCAAAACCUUCCCCUCAAUAUCUACAUUGUUGUGUUUGGAACGGCCAUUUUCGUCUUCAUUCUCAGCCUUCUCUUCUGCUGCUAUUUGAUUCGGUUACGGCACCAGGCACACAAAGAGCUCUAUGCAUACAAGCAGGUUAUUCAGAAGGAAAAGGUCAAAGAAUUAAACUUACAUGAGAUUUGUGCGGUGUGUCUGGAGGAAUUCAAGCAGAAAGAUGAGCUGGGAAUCUGCCCGUGCAAACAUGCCUUUCACAGAAAAUGCCUUAUUAAAUGGCUGGAAGUGAGGAAGGUAUGCCCGCUAUGCAACAUGCCCGUCUUGCAGCUGGCGCAGCAGCAAAGCAUGCCCGAGCCUGUGCUGCCCAUGCAGCAGCAUCUGCCAGGGGUGGAAAACCUAGUGUAGCACCUCCUGCUUCUCCUAAAGAUGCGACCACCACUACCUUCACACUCCCUAUCCAAGGUACACGCUCAAAUCCAAGGACAUGCCGAAGAUUUGUGCCCAGAUCCAUCGUGACCAGUGACCCGCCUGAAUUCAUGUUCUGCCAUGGUGACUUUACAAAAGAUUCGUUUAAAUUACAAUAACAGACGAAUUACACAAUCUCUCCUACUUGGUUUUAGCUUUUUUCAUUUUUUCCAAUGGGUUAAUGAAGAAGUGAAUUUACAUGGCCAAGCCAUGUAUAAAGUAACCGUUCCACACCAAAGCACUUUUUAGAGGGACACCUGUGAGAGGCAAAAAAGCCAAGGACUACAAGAUGACAAAAUGCAUUAACCACCCCACACACACACACACACACACAUUUUUUUUAACUAAAGCAAACUCAAGCCAAGUUGCUUGUGAUGGUAGUGAGAUUUUAUUUUGUAUUUUAUAAUUUCAACCUUUUUUAAGUUGAUGUACACACAGCCACAGAGCAAACCAGUGGUUUUAUUUUAAUUCGAGAGGGUAACGUUUAUACUGUAUAUUAAAGGGACAACAGCUUUCCAUUGUGUAUAUGUUUGAUUGCGUGAGUGUUUGUGUACUGAUGGUCAGGAGAAAGAAACGUAGUUUCACACAUGAACAAAAUAGAUCCCUAAAAACACAACAGAUCGUAUUAGUAACCUUUGCAAAUGUUGACUUUUAACACUGAUCUUGGACAGUGUGUUAAGGUGUGAAUUUAAGAGAAAAGAGAGUGUCUGUAGGGCUAUAUUGGUAGAUACGGUUCACUGUGAACUUUAAGCUGGUGGCCAAAACAAAUGUGAAUGCAGAGUUUGUAUUAGUAAGGAAAUUUACAGCAGUAUCUGACCUGUGUUCUAUGGAAGUCUUUCAGUUUGAACUGCUUUUAACUGAGAGCUUGAUGACAACACAGAAACACACACACACACACACACACACACACACACUUUUGGUACCUUUUGGUCUAAGGCUGUAUUGUCACAGAUAUACAUUUACAGCUAACUUACUGAUCACAAUUCAAAAAUGGCAUUUUCUUCCAUGGAAUAGUGACACUAUGCCAAGAAAAUCUUGCGUGUGUGUGUGUGUGUGUGUGUAUGUGUGUGUUUACAGACACUGGCUCUCUUACUGUAGCACAGCAUAUCGUUCGGAGUAGAUUAGUAAGUAUACUUGGCAUAAAGCCCCAGAUCGGUCUUGUAAAUCGAGUAUUAAUAAAUCAAAAUGCUGCUCUACCGAAGCAAAUCAAACUAGACACCCUACAGAAACAAAAUCCAUUCUGACUGAAGUCAUUGGGACAGCAGAAUACUCUCAGUAUUGACCUGGUUUGUAGACACUCUAGUCUAGUAUCAUUCCAGAAUCUUUAGCAGUGAAUCAGUCCUGUGCUUUUUACACAUAGACAUAAAGAAUCCCCAGCCAUUAAGAUCAAUGACAUCCCUCAUACAUUGGAGCUUGCUUUAUUCUCUAUAAUACAAUGGAAGCUCUGGCUCUUUCCCCAUUCUCUGCUCUAUAGUAAUGUCUUCAUUCAGAGCCAAUGCCCCCAGCCUCCAGGGGUGUUAUGGCAACCUGAAAGGAAAAAUGUUAGUGUAUUGGAUUGGUGGUAAGGGAUUGUCCAAAACAAUGGUCAUAAAACAUAAGUGGGUCAUAAAUGAUGACCAGCAAUGAACAGCCCCAUUAUUUUGUUGCAAAGUAGAAUUCUCAGGCACAAGUAAUAUUUUAAAUGAAUCCAAGCUAAGUGCUGUCAGGUCAUAGGUUGAAUGGUGUACUCAUUGCCAAGCAAACUGCCCACCAAGUUCUACAAUAUAUCUUUGUGUUUUUUGGGUAUUUUUUUAUUAUUGUUUUAUUUAUUUUUUUUGCAUAUGCUGCGUGUAUGAAAAAAUGAAUGAGAUUUUUAGUUUUUAUUUUGGCUUUUUUCCCUUUGUGCUUUGCUUUGGUACAUUGUCAUUGUCUUACUAAAGUGUAAAACACUCCUUCAGAAAUGUAAUUCCUUAUCCUGGACAAAUAUUGUUAAAUUUGAGUCCUAAAUUAGGACUUCUUUAUCUCUUUGUGUUUUUUUUGUUUGUUUAUUUUUUUAACACAGCAGGUCUUAAAGGUGUACAAAGAGUCACUCUGAUAAUGAAUGUAUGCAAAUAGAGAGCUGUGGUUUGACUGUGUCAUUAUAAUGUGAAAGUUGUUGAUUGUGUCUAAAAUUAAGAGUUACAUCACUGCACUUUUCAUAAUCUUCUGUUUUGGUGGUAUUGGAGCCUCACCAUUGCGACAACUGAAAUUGAAAUAUUUCAAUAGUAUUAUCUAACAGCACUAAUGUAGUAAUAUGAGUAUUCAGUAAUAAAGACAAAAAGAAAGGCUUUGUGGCAAUGUUUAAAAAAUAAAAAUAAAUGCCACAACCUUAAGUUUAAAAGCAUAUCUAGAGAUCAGGAAGGUGUAUUCAGUAAAAUGGGGUGAAUACAGGUAAAGUGGGACAACUGUUGAAGUGGGACACAUAAGCUUAAUCAUCUAUCAUUAUGUGUAUAUUCUUUCAUUACUAAAAAAUUGUCCAUUUGGAUCAUACUGUAUUUGAAAAACAAUGCCUAUGACAAAUUAUCAGUAAGUGUCCCACUUUACCUGCAUUCACCCCUGAAUGUGUUUAUAACCAACUAAGUAGCCCUCCAGUAAGAUGGAAAUGUUAAGUGAUAGGCUAAAGCAUAUCUUUACUUAACAUAUUCAAACUAAUGUUUUCUACUGAUCAUUACUGAGAAUGCCAUAUCUGGAUAACCAGAUUUUAUUUUGGAAAAGCAAAGUUAGGAUUUAUGGCUCUCAUUUAAGUUAAUUGUGUCCUGUUUGUCUUUUAACAGGCUUUGUAAUAUGGAACAGUCAUCAUUUUUUUAUAGAAUGAUUUCUGAAAUAAUAUGUUUUAUUAUUAAAACUGAACUGCCAAUUUAUUAGCUGUCAUUGCCACCAUGAAAAUGCCACGUGCUUCUUCACCUGGUCCAGUUUGACCUUCUUGACCUCACCACUCUUUCUCCUCAUGCUGAGAUCACUUAUAUUGCCCCACCCCUCACCAUUCACAUCAUUGUGACCUCACACUUGUAAACAUACAUGAGCCCCACCCUUCUCAACCCAGUCUUGUUUUAACACUGCUAAUGUUUGUGGAUCUCACAAACAUGUUUGUAAAAGUAAGAAUUCUGCAGCAGAAUUAUUUCUGUACAGUAUUUGUAAACUAUAUUUUUGUAUAUUUAAUCAACAUUUUGAAGAAAAAAUUAAAAUGCAAAGAUGCUUUUUUUGUGCUAAUUUUGUGUUAUAUUCAUUAAAAUAUGUUGCAUGUAACUGACUUGAAUUGUAAAUAAAGUUGCCAU